Molecule: messenger RNA, 2310 nt
Organism: Diatraea saccharalis (sugarcane borer)
Lineage: Eukaryota; Metazoa; Arthropoda; Insecta; Lepidoptera; Crambidae
Source: the annotation of a GenBank genome assembly
AUGUUCCGUGUGGCAGCCUUCACGAUCGUUUGCGCGUUUGCCGCUGCACAAAGCAAUUUCACUAACGUAGACAAAAAUUUAUUACGCAAACUAUCCACCUUAGUAAACGCCAAUAAAACAAUCGACAGACGAACCCUAUUGGCUUUCAAUAAAACUUUUAGCGAUGAAUUAGCUGCAAAACUCGGUAGCUUAGUAGAUUUAGAUAAACUUAACAUUAAGAAUAAAAGCGCAGAUAAUAAGACUGAUGAUGAUACGGAACCGUAUGAUGUGUAUGAGAUGCCAGGCAGGACGAAACCGUCUAUAGCUCAUGUAGAAGAAUCACCAGAUUAUGCAUCGUCUGUGGUUCUAGCGAGCGAUUUGCUCUCAUUGACAUCGGCUGUUUCAAAUAUAAAAGAAGAAGAAUGCAGAAAACAGGGUUUGAAAUUUUUGGAUGGAUUACUGGAGAACAAAAGAUGGGCUUUGAAAAUGUUCGACGCCUCUUCGAAGUCUCCCCAAGGUUUGCUGUUCGGGUCAUCUUACCAUCUCGGUAAUUUCGAUGAGUGUGUCGACACAAAGAGUAAAGAGGAUGGAGUGGACAUUGAGGGACAGUAUUGUUUAGCUACAAUCAGGUGGCCUCAGGCGGAAAAUCAAAAGGUCCGCACUGGCCGUGGAGAGACCCUUCGCUGGGCGGUAUGCGUACCUAAUGCGUGCGACGCGCGAUCAGUCCAAGACUUUGUCAGUGGCGUCAUCUCGCGGACAGUUGGCAACACAACAACUGUUGCUGUCACCAGUCGGGAUUGUUUCGCCAGGGAACCGUUAACAGUCUCUACAAAAGACAUGGUUUACUUAGCAGUAAUUCUGUUUUUCGUUGCUAUUUUUCUGAUGAGCACCCUCUACGAGGUCUACUCCUUGAGUUGUGGUAGCAAUAAACAGACUAUCACUCACGAGCUGAUUAUCGCUUUUUCCGCCAUCCAUAACAUAAAGAAAAUUAUCUCAACUAAGCAGAAUACGAGUCUCGGUCUAGAGUGUAUCGCUGGCAUUAAAGCUUUGGCCAUGAUUUUCAUUUUGGCUGGCCAUUCUAGUCUAUUUGUUGGUGCUGGCCCUGUAAUGGAUGCAUCAGGCUGGGAUAAUCUCAUCCGAAGCCCGUUAUUGAGUUUGAUAACAAACAGCAUGCUCUUGGUGGACACCUUUCUUAUGAUCAGCGCGUUUCUCUUUUGCCGGCUCCUUCUCAUUGAACUGGACAAAAAGGGUGGAAAGCUCAACGUAUUGCCUAUCCUAAUAUUUCGAUAUAUCCGACUCACCCCGGCGUAUUUGGCUGUAUUGUUUUUCUAUAUGACAUGGUUUCCAAAAAUUGGAGAAGGUCCGCUAUGGAAAGAUAAAAUCUUAUUGGAGAAGGAGCGAUGUGAAAAAUCUUGGUGGACUAAUAUUUUGUAUGUCAAUAAUUAUGUCGACACUGAAAAUAUGUGCAUGUUCCAAUCAUGGUAUCUUUCGGUGGACACCCAACUGUUCUUCCUUGCACCUAUAUUCAUAUAUAGUCUUUGGAGGUGGAGAAGAGUUGGCCCAAGCAUUCUUGGUGUUACACUUUUCAUAGGUACCAUAGUUCCAGCCAUAAUAACUUAUAAGGACAACUUGGAUCCGACUCUACUUGUUUAUGCUAAGGAGCUAUAUGACAUCAUUUCGAAUUACUACUUCAAUGUAGCCUAUAUAAAGACUCAUAUGAAAAUGCCGUCUUACUUCUUGGGGCUGCUAACGGGAUAUCUCUUACAUCGGAUACAGAAAGAAAAUUACGAAUUGUCCCGAACGGUCAAGACUCUUGGUUGGAUAGUAUCAGUCAUUCUGGGCUCGAUGACAAUCUUCACUGUCAGCAUAUUCUACCAGGACUGGUACAUUUACAACAGGAUAGAGUCAGCUGCCUACACCUCACUGCCUCGACUUGCGUGGGGCUUGUCUAAUGGCUGGCUAAUAAUCGCGUGUGCCACUGGAAACGGAGGUAUCAUGACAAAACUUUUCACUUGGAAAUUCUUGGUUCCAUUCUCGAGAUUGACCUAUUGCGCUUACCUGGUAAACGGUAUCGUUGAGUUGUUUGCUGUUGGACAACUGAGACAUCCAUUGCAUGUGGAUAUAGUUAAUAUGACGUUUACGUGUGUAGCUCAUAUAAUUAUCACAUUCACCCUAGGAAUGCUAUUAUGUAUAAUUUUCGAGUCACCUAUACAUGGGAUCGAAAAAGUUCUUCUGAGAAUGUUCGCUCAGCCGGUUUUGAGUGACAAUGCUGUAAAAAAUAAAUCCACAGAAUCAUUCAGAAACAGUAGACAAUCUAGACUUGAGUCAUAG